AGUACACUGUGCGCAGUUGUUCCAGAGGAGGGCAGUAAUGUGUCUAGCUAACUGUAGCUAACUUAAAGCUGUGUCUCAUUAGUUAGCAUCAACGGUUAUUGUUAAAGUUUGUUAAAAACCAACACAGGUGUUUUGUGUCGAAGUAUUGUCACUGAUUAGUUGCACGGAUUUGACUCUCAGCGUUACACCGAGCAGCGCAGCCGUCUGACAGUUAGGACCCGAAGAUGACCUCCAGGAAAGUGGUCGAGUUGUUCUACGAUGUGGUUUCUCCAUACUCUUGGCUUGGCUUUGAGGUCAUGUGUCGCUACAGAAACGUGUGGAACAUAGAGCUCAAACUGCGCCCUGCAUUUCUGGGAGGCAUCAUGCAAGGAUCAGGCAACAAGCCUCCUGGUCUGGUUCCAAACAAAUUCUUGUACAUGACCAAGGAUCUGAACCGCCUGGCAGAGUAUUUUGAUGUUCCCUUGCAGGCUCCAUCUGACCCCUUUGAGGCCAUGUUCAAAAAAGGCUCCUUGUCUGCAAUGCGAUUUGUGGCAGCAGUACAAGAGAAAGAAAAGGCUGGAGACAAACAGGUGGAGCAGGUGUCCCGGGAGCUGUGGAGAAGGAUCUGGAGCGAGGACAAAGACAUCACAGAACCUGCAUCACUGGCUGAGGCAGCAAAGAAAGCAGGUUUGUCUGACAGUGAAAUUGAAGACGUGCUGGAGCUGUCCACCUCAAAGGAGAUCAAAGACAAGCUGAAAGAUACAACAGAGAAAGCUCUUGAUUUUGGGGCGUUUGGCUUCCCCAUGAUGGUGUGUCAUGUCGAUGGAAAACUAGAGAUGUUUUUUGUCAGAUUUGAGCUCAUGGCCCACUGCAUUGGAGAGAAGUGGCUGGGACCUGAGCCUGACAAAUCAGCUGCCAAGCUGUGAGAUGAAAACUGUCUCAAACGUGUGCUCAGAGAUUCUUGAAUUUGUAUCUCACUUUAUUAAUGCCUUUGAUUUUCUGUAAUAUCUUGUAUUCUGUACCUUCUCAAAUCAAGCAACAGAUAAAGAGAUAGACCUGAGUGACCAAUAAUUAGUGUAAAUAAUGCAACAUACAGUUUAAUAUGUACCAAUUAAAAAGGGUUCACAAAU
Molecule: messenger RNA, 1109 nt
Organism: Lates calcarifer (barramundi perch)
Lineage: Eukaryota; Metazoa; Chordata; Actinopteri; Centropomidae
Product: glutathione S-transferase kappa 1
Biological process (GO): glutathione metabolic process
Cellular component (GO): mitochondrion; peroxisome
Molecular function (GO): glutathione peroxidase activity; glutathione transferase activity
Source: RefSeq, a predicted model, not a curated record